AGCUUGGAUCAAACUUGAAUUUAGGCUCAACCACAAGCACGCUCAUAUCAAUCCCGCAUUGGUAGAAUAAUUCCAAACUUUUACACAACAAUGUAAUCUCAUUUUCAAUAUCAAAAGAAAAAGGGGAAACUCAACUUUAUAUAUAAACAGAUUCCAGCAAAAAACCAGUCCAUACGGUGCCACUCCCAAUUGUCUGGUUCCUUGUUGUGGAAGCAGAAAUCCAAUCUGAUUCCAACACCUGUGCUCUCUCCUUUGCUCUGAUCUCUGCUCCUCCAAUUCUUUGCCACCAAACACCCUCCUCCUUUCUUCAACACCUGGUUCUUCUCUGCCGCUCCCAUCUCUCUUUCAUAUCUAUAUAAACAGACACCCAAAUGGGUUCAUUUUUCAGCCACGCUUUCACCAAGGAACAGCUUGCAAUGGCGCUCGAAAAGAUCAAGACCACCGUCAACGCCACCCCUGUCGUCGUCUUCAGUAAAACUUACUGUGGCUAUUGCCGGAGGGUCAAGCAACUGUUGACACAGGUUGGAGCACGCUAUAAGGUUGUCGAACUAGAUGAGGAAGUCGAUGGAGGUGAAAUUCAAGCAGCUCUAGCUGAGUGGACUGGACAGAGUACUGUGCCUAAUGUGUUCAUUGCUGGGAAACGCAUCGGCGGCUGUGACUCUGUCUUAGAAAGGCACCAGACAGGUCAGCUUCUGCCCCUUCUCCGGGAGGCUGGUGCAGUUGCUAAUAACCCCGUGUCUGCGUGAAUGAUCGAAGUAAGAUGAAACUAAGCAACCUGUAUUCCUGCAUUAAGGUUGGAAUAGUUAAAUAAAAAGACUAGCUACUGAAUGUUUUGUUUGAUAAGUAUACAGCAAAAGAAGAAGCUCUUCUAUGGCUGUACAAACUGUGUGUUCAUGUUAAUAUAUGUAAUGGGUUGCUGCCAAGUUUAGGUUGCAGAUUUGAUA
Molecule: messenger RNA, 944 nt
Organism: Rosa rugosa (rugosa rose)
Lineage: Eukaryota; Viridiplantae; Streptophyta; Magnoliopsida; Rosales; Rosaceae
Product: glutaredoxin
Exons: 4
Coding region: 372-746 (124 amino acids)
Biological process (GO): cellular response to oxidative stress
Cellular component (GO): cytoplasm
Molecular function (GO): glutathione disulfide oxidoreductase activity
Source: RefSeq, a predicted model, not a curated record